GUUUUUCUGUACAUUCAAGGCGGCAUAUUCCACAGCUGCCAACAUGCUUCAGCACCUGUACAGACAGCUGAAUGCAGCUGUAGAUGCCAGCACCCUCCUCCUGGCCCUGUGCACCUUUCUAGCCGUGUUCCUCAGCUACAAGCUGUUUCUCAAGCCGCUGUACUUUUCUCCACUCAGGGUUAUGCCGAGUGCCAAAUUCAUCCCUAUUGUUGGUCAGAUAUGGGACAUAAACCGUCAGCAAGCUAUUGUCUCAGAUCUCAGAAGAGCCCGGAAACUUGGCCCCAUAUCCAGGUAUUUUGUGACGUUUGGAGAAGAGCGAGUCAUGAUAGCUGAUCCCGACGCCAUGAAACACAUCCUGGUCACUAACCAUGCCAACUAUGUACGGCCAUAUCUAUUGCGAAGUGCAUUCGCUGCUCUUGCAGAGAAAGGACUGCUGGCCGUCAGUGGUACUGAACACGCCAUGCAAAGGAAAAUUCUAAACCCUGCAUUCAAACGGGAAAACCUCAAAGGAAUGGUGAAAACAUUUCAGCAAUGGACUGAGGUGGUGGUGCAGUACUGGAAUGACAAGCUAGAGGGCACCACUACCAGCGAUGGGUUUGCAGAACUCCCAGUUCAGGACGACAUCGGGAGACUGACCCUGGACAUCAUUGGUGAAUGUGCCUUUAGUUAUGAGUUCAACUCCAUCAGAGAACCCGACAGGCUCGUCAACCAAAGUGUCACCAGACUGUUACAAGACUCAGGGGCAAGUUGGAUAACGGUCGUCACUGCGGGUAGCGUCUUUGUGGCGACUAAAGAGUUUCUCAAGCUGCGGGGUCUGUGUGAACGGAUAGUGGAUGACGUCAUUGCAGAAAGGAAACAACUCCAAGAAAAUCCAGAACAAGCUGAUGACGACGCCCCCAACGACCUCCUGAGUCUGGUGAUGAUGGCUCGGGACAGAGACACGGGGGAGGGGCUUCCUGAGGAGGUCAUCAGACACGAGGUCAUGACCUUCAUGGUGGCCGGACAUGAGACGACCAGUGCAGGACUGGCAUGGCUACUACUGGAGCUGUCACGUCAUCCGGACAUACAAGACCGCCUGAGGUCAGAGGUCAGGGAUGUGUUGCCUAGCGACGACACGCCCAUCACCUGGGACCUCCUGGACCAAAUCCCCUACCUGAUGUGGGUGGUGAAGGAAACCCUGAGGCUGCACCCACCUGCCCCUCAGACAUUCAGACAGGCACUGAAGGACGACCGCGUGGGGCAGUACCCCAUCCCUGCAGGCACUAUUGUCAAGAUGAGCCCCGCAGUCAUCCACAGGUUGUCUGAGUACUGGGAAGAUCCGGACACCUUUAAACCGGAACGAUUCGCCGGCGACGCCAACAACAGAAACCCUUACACGUUUCUCCCGUUCAUCGCCGGCCCUCGGACGUGCAUCGGCAGUAAGUUCGCCCUGGCGGAGAUGCGAGCUGUCACGGCGGUGCUGGUUCAACAUUUCCAGUUCCAUCCGGUUCCAGGGGUGGAGUGCAAGAAUAAACACGGGAUUACCAUGAGACCAGAGCCAGAUCUGUGUCUACGUGUGAGCAAGGCACCGGCAUGAUAUGGAAAUAUUCCUGCCAUG
This is a messenger RNA of Branchiostoma floridae (Florida lancelet), 1597 nucleotides long. RefSeq names its product cytochrome P450 4F3-like. Gene Ontology annotation, molecular function: monooxygenase activity; oxidoreductase activity, acting on paired donors, with incorporation or reduction of molecular oxygen; heme binding. The record is from RefSeq and is a predicted model, not a curated record. Bases 44 to 1576 code for a protein of 510 amino acids. NCBI's taxonomy places the organism in Eukaryota, Metazoa, Chordata, Leptocardii, Amphioxiformes, Branchiostomatidae. The transcript has 11 exons.